GUCAACAACAACAUAUUCAUCUGGCCAAAAGGUUCAGUUGCUCUUGUUUAGUGCUGCUGUUCAGUGCUUUGGCGUUACUUCAACCAGAGAAGGAUACGAAUUAAAAUACUAAUUUGUGACGGACGAUACCUUACAGAAAAAGUACUGUGGAGCAAUACUUAUUUAUCUGUUUAAGCAGUGACUGGCUUUCACAUCCUGACUGAGGCUUAAUGCCAUCAACAGAACAUGAACUGGACCAUUUGGGUUUUGUUUGUGGGCCUUCUGUGGAUUGCCCAAGGAGAGAAACCCUGCAAAGAAGAUAGUACUUGUGAUGUGAGAAGUUGUUUGCUCAGCGAAACAAAAAAAAGUUUGGUUAUUCCUGACAACUUCAAUGGCAUCAUCAGCAAUCGUAUCUAUUUGAAUCUGACCGCAGAUUAUUGCAUAAUAUUUCUGCAGAGAAACCAGACAAACCAAGAAAACCAACGAAAGUGGAGCCAACAGUGGCCUCAAAUGCAAACAAACAAUGGUUCCUAUCAACUGCUCAUUUCAAAAUGGCAUACCCAGAAAGAUAUACUGCUGUAUGUUUUGAGCGGGAAGCGGUGCAACCAUACACUCUCUGGGCUCGGAGAAACAAUUCCCUGCAAUCAAAGCGAUUCUUGCCAGAUUAGAUGUGUUUGUACCAAAACCAUAUGUGAUCAAUCUAUCUAUGAUGUAAAGGCCUGCAGUAAUGACCCCCCUUCAGAUUCAAAAAACAAUGACAAGUACAUCCUCAACCUAACAGCAACAGUCGACAGCUGUAUUAACUGUAACAAUCCAGUGAAAAAGCCUGAGGAGACACUUGAGCCAAGUGAUUUAAAAGAUCUCAAUAUAACACUUGAAAUUAAAGAGGGAGAAGAUGUCAGCCCUGCCCAAGCUGCUAAAGUCAUGGGUAGCAUGUCCAGCCUUGUCACUGUCCUCAACGUGUCUUCAGCUGAACUGAACCUGGGAGGAGGAGUUACGGGUAUCUUAGUGAGAGAAACAGAGCCUGAGGACGUGGAGGAAGUCUCCUUUGCUUAUUUGAAUCCAAAUGAGAGCAUACAUAUUUUAGACAGCAGGUAUGGUCUGAACGCAUUUUCAAGAUCUGUUACUGUGACAAAAGAAGCUUUUACAAAAUCUAUCACUUCGAACAUUAGUGUAACAUUUGCCUCUGUUGUCCGAUUCAUCAAUAUGGCCAAGGAUGAGAUGAACAGCACUGUUUUGGGUAAUGAGGUUCUAGGCAUUGAAAUGGGAACCGAGAUCCGCAAUCUCACAGACAAAAUACUCAUCAGUUUUAGAAAUAUGGAAUACGAAGGAAUUCCAUCUUGUUACUCAUGGAAUGGUGAAGGGAGCCGACCAAACUGGACUAGUGACGGAUGCCAGACAUUAUCAGAUGGAGUGAACAUUACAUGCCAGUGUUCACAUUUGACUUUUUUUGCUAUCUUAUUGACUCCUCUUAAUGAAACCAUUUCCAGUUCUGACCUGAACAGGCUCACCAUUAUCACCCAGGUUGGCUGUGGGUUGUCCAUGUUCUUCCUUGGAACAGUCCUCUUCAUGCAUUGCCUUAUGAGGAAGACGAAGGCCAGUAAAGCCACAAGGAUUCUCAUCAACCUUGUGUUAGCCAUGUUCCUGCUGAACUUCAGUUUCCUGGUCAACAACCCUGUGGCAAAACUGAAGAGCUCUGUGGGUUGUAAAAUCAUGGCAGCUCUCAUGCACUACUUCAUGUUGGCUACGUUCACUUGGUUUGCUGCGCAGGCCUUCCACCUCUGCCUGCAGCUAUACAUGGGGGGCAAAAUUGGCAUCCGUCGCUACAUACUCAAAGUCUCCAUUACCAGUUGGGUACUACCAAGUAUAGUCGGGAUUAUCCUGCUCAUCAUAGGAAAAUAUGGUGAACAAGUUAUCGAAACGAAUGACUCUGAGGAAAAAGUGUCCAUGUGCUGGAUAACCGACAGUGACACCCACUACGCUGUCAACAUAGGCUACUAUGUGUUGGUCUUCAUCUUCACCUUAACUAUCUUCACCAUCAUACUGUCCUGGCUCUUCUGUCUCAAGAGAACCAGCGUAGGCAACAUGCAAAGUGGCAAAAGUGGCAAAAGUGGAAAAAGUGGCAGAAGUAUUGUAACCAUCCUGGGACUGUGUUGCAUGCUGGGUCUCACAUGGGGUUUUGCCUUCUUCGCCCACGGCGUCCUCCAGAUCCCGGCCUACUACAUUUUCACAGUUUUCAAUUCUUUCCAAGGUUUCUUCCUGUUCAUCUACUACUACAACACCAGCCACGUGGGAGAGAUAGAUGUUGGCCAAAGUAAUUCCAGCAGCAGCGUCAGCACUCUUAAAACCAGCCUGGACAGCACUAGGAACCCCUAUGAAAACAUGCCAGCCAAAAAAUAAAACUUGGGAGACGAAUGGGAUGGGAUGCAGAGACAGUGGUGGAAUUUAUUCGUUGAUUUAUAUUUUGUAUUAACUAUCUAAAUCUGCAAACUAGUAACUAAUGUUGUCAACUAAAUGUACUUAGUUAAAUUCCACCACAGUGAAGAAGUCACAAUCAGCUUUAAAUAGACUACACGCAAUUACAAAGAAUUAACUGUAAAGUCUACUGAUGUAUAGCAUUGUCAUGGGCACCUGUCAUUACAUAUUGUUGGUUAUUAGUGUAUAUGAAAUUUGCUUAAAUACUACAUGUUUCUGUUUAUCUUUGGGAUAGGACUUGGUUUGUACAAUCUUUACUAGGGUGCAUGAUUCAUGCUGUUAAGUUUUGACUCUGAGACUUAUUUUUAAUGCAACAGUGAACUGAAAUUGAAUUGAAAACAGCAAAAUAUCCUGAAGCUUUUUAAUGUUUCUGUAUUGAGCAUUUACUUUUUAAACUCAACUUCCAAGACUGAUAUUUAAAUCUUUGACAUAUAUACCAAACAUCCUCAACAGUGGACAAUACUAAUAAUAUAAAGUUUCCUUAUGGAUUUGUGUAAAUGUAAACGAGGUGGCAAAAAGAACUUGAGUAAGAGAAACACAGGGAAAUGGGAAUCCUUUAUUCAGUUUCAGUCACACCAACAUUAAAACACAUAUUAUGCAUUAAUAUACAAGUUUAUUUUUUACUCAUUUUGAAUUGGGAAAUUAUUAUACACUUUUAUAACAAGAGAGCUUCUGCUUCCUUGAGAGCUUUUUCCAUUUCAGCAGCCUCCAGGGAAAAGUUCUCCCUCUCCUGCAUCAUAUGUUCCCGCGCUUUAGCGAGUUCUGUCAUCGUUGUUUGGAUAUCCUAAAAGUGUAUAAAAUGAGGAACAUUGAAAAUACACUCCAAACAUCCUUUAAAUCGACUACAAUAAAUAGCAAUUGGUCCAUACGGGUUUCAACGAGUUUGACUCACCUCUAGCUGAGCACGUUGCUGUGACGCGAUGUCUCCAAACGCUUUUAAUUCAUGUAGAAGGUCUGUGGAGACGCCCUGAAACAGAUAUAAAUGAAAGUUGUGUUUGCUAGAUGGCACUGCCUAUGAUAGCCAAAAGCCUGUAACCCUUUAUGUGUACAAAUAUAUAUAGUUUUUUAUUAAGCAUGUUUCUAGUGUAAUCUCCUAUCAACCUAUGUUCUGUUUUUGUAGUGUAUUUGUGUGGGUUUGCUUUAAAGUUAAUUAAAGCAUAUGACAAAUAA
Molecule: messenger RNA, 3624 nt
Organism: Dicentrarchus labrax (European seabass)
Lineage: Eukaryota; Metazoa; Chordata; Actinopteri; Moronidae
Product: adhesion G-protein coupled receptor G2
Exons: 17
Coding region: 226-2379 (717 amino acids)
Biological process (GO): cell surface receptor signaling pathway; adenylate cyclase-activating G protein-coupled receptor signaling pathway
Cellular component (GO): membrane
Molecular function (GO): G protein-coupled receptor activity
Source: RefSeq, a predicted model, not a curated record